Podarcis raffonei (Aeolian wall lizard) is the source of this 10623-nucleotide messenger RNA. It is a transcript of the gene RBMS3, whose product is annotated as RNA binding motif single stranded interacting protein 3. Lineage: Eukaryota; Metazoa; Chordata; Lepidosauria; Squamata; Lacertidae. Bases 795 to 2423 code for a protein of 542 amino acids. The transcript has 16 exons. Gene Ontology annotation, cellular component: ribonucleoprotein complex; cytosol; nucleus. The record is from RefSeq and is a predicted model, not a curated record. Gene Ontology annotation, molecular function: poly(A) binding; poly(U) RNA binding; mRNA 3'-UTR binding.
CGCGCUGUCUCCUUCAUAAACCAGCCUCUUUCCCACCACUCGGGACUGAAACCAGCGGCUUCCUUUACGCGCGCCUGCCUGGGGUCCUUGUGGCGACAGGGCGGGGCGCGCGCGGUGCGUUUGCGCGCGAGAGAGGCGUUUUAACUUUUCCUCGACAUUCUCCUCAGGAUACCCCCGAGUUCCCGUUUUCCCAAAGCCCCUCGGCGGCUUCUCUCCUUCCCUCACGCCGCCUCGAACUUCUCCAUUCAGAGGCUCCCCUAACCGCCUCUCCAAAAAGAGAAAGAGAAACAGCGUCGGAGAAGGAAGGGGUAAAUUCAGUAAGAGAGCCCCAUGCAAAAGGCUUGCCCGGGCCUGGAAGCCCCGGCUGGCGGUAGUAGCACCAUCACCAAGUCUCUAAUCUUCGCCGAGGGAGGAGGAGGAGGAGGACGGUGGGAGUUGGGUCUGGCAGGGGACCGCGCGCGCUUCGCGGGCGUUUUCGCUGCUAAGGGGCGGCUGGAGGCCACCGUACCCGCCGCCGGCAAGACAGCGAGGCGCACACGUUGGCUGCAAAAGUCUGGAGGAUCUCAAGUGUGUGUUUGUGCAUGAGAUCGCAGGCGCCGGAUCUGUGCAGGAGAGGAACCAUGUGAGUGCCCCUCGGCUUCCUAUUCUCCAAGGCAAAUAAAUGCAAGCGCAAUAAUCCGGGAAGGGGAAUCAAAUCCUAAGAGAGAGAGAUUGGAGAGGAAGAGAGACGCCGGGGUGGCGGAAAGUCUCUUUCUCCUUGGCUGCUUUUGUUUGCAAAUCCGGCGGCUUGGAAGAUGGAGAUGGAUGUUCGGGGAGUUUCUCCGUGCCCGGAGCCCAUCCCCCACGCCGCGCAGGGGUCUGGAGGCUGUCAGCAGCAGCAGCAGCAGGAUGGGCAGGCAGGGGAAAGCGCCGGUGACAGCGCGCAGCAGCAGCAGCAGCAGCAGCCGGAGAAGAGGCAUAGCGGCGAGAAGGAAGACAAAAAGAAGUCCACAGCCAACAAGACUUCAGGUGCUCCCUCGUAUAGCAGAUGGUCAAGUUCACAGCCACAUCAGCCUAAUUCCACAGUGAGAACGUACCAAAACAGUAAAUACCGAGUGACCAUGAGUCCUGGCUUUAGUUCCCAGUGGAGCAGCAGCCAACCUCUUUGGAACACAUACACUUUCCCAAGGACAAGCUUGCACUACCAAUCCCACGCUAGCUACACCUACUGUGCUGGACACACUGCGCAUUCCUAUGCACCAGCUCCCCACCCCAUGGCUCCUCCCAGCCCCAGUACUAAUAGUAGCAACAACAACAGCAGCAACAGCAGCGGCGGCGGCGGCGAGCAGUUGAGUAAAACCAACCUGUACAUCCGAGGCCUUCCACCCGGCACCACCGACCAGGACCUUAUCAAGCUGUGCCAGCCGUAUGGAAAAAUUGUAUCCACAAAAGCAAUUCUAGACAAAAACACAAAUCAGUGCAAAGGUUAUGGUUUUGUAGAUUUUGACAGCCCAGCAGCAGCACAGAAGGCAGUAGCAUCUCUUAAAGCAAAUGGAGUUCAAGCGCAAAUGGCAAAGCAACAAGAGCAAGACCCCACAAAUCUUUACAUCUCAAACUUGCCCAUUUCCAUGGACGAACAGGAGCUGGAGAACAUGCUGAAACCCUUUGGACAUGUCAUUUCCACCAGAAUAUUAAGAGAUGCUAAUGGCGUCAGUAGAGGAGUCGGCUUCGCCAGGAUGGAAUCUACCGAAAAAUGUGAAGUAGUUAUUCAGCAUUUUAAUGGGAAAUACCUGAAAACACCCCCUGGUGUGCCAGCCCCAACAGAACCUUUGCUGUGCAAAUUUGCUGACGGAGGGCAAAAGAAACGACAGAAUCAAAGCAAGUACACGCAGAAUGGGAGGCCAUGGCCAAGAGAAGGAGAGGCUGGCAUGGCCUUGACAUAUGACCCCACGGCCGCUAUUCAGAAUGGAUUUUAUUCCUCACCGUACAGCAUUGCUACAAACCGCAUGAUUCCACAGACAUCUAUCACGCCAUUCAUUGCUGCUUCCCCUGUCUCUACAUAUCAGGUUCAGAGUACUUCAUGGAUGCCUCAUCCGUCAUACGUUAUGCAACCAACAGGUGCUGUGUUAACGCCAACAAUGGACCACACAAUGUCCAUGCAGCCAGCAAGUAUGAUGGGCCCCCUGGCACAACAAAUGAAUCACCUUUCUUUGGGCACAACAGGAACGUAUAUGACGGCUGCUGCUCCUAUGCAAGGGACGUACAUCCCCCAGUAUACUCCUGUGCCUCCAACAGCUGUCCCUCUUGAAGGUGUUGUCGCCGAUACCUCUCCACAGACAGUAGCACCUUCAUCACAGGAAGCCAGUGGUCAGCAACAACAGAUGGCUGUGGAAACGUCCAGUGAACAUGCACCCACGUAUUCCUACCAACAGUCAAAACAAUAAACAGGACUGAAAAAUGUCGGUCUGAAAAGUUUGCCUUGAAUGGAGAAACUUCACCGAACAAGAAGUUGGCAUCCAGUUUGCACAGGCAUCAACAGAGUUUUCUUUUAAUUUUCUACCUUACCCAACGAAAACAAAACAGUGUUUCUAUGUGCUGUGCAGAUUGUUCAGUCAUGUAGUCUGAUAGUUUUAUUUUUGCUAUUUUUUUAUUAAAGAAAAAAAAACCCAUGGCAAAACACUGGGUUGGUCUUUUAUCUGGAUGAACAUUUGAAAUUCAGAAUUCACCUGGAAGUGUAGAUAGAUUUGUUUUUGUUUUCCAAAAACACACAAAAACAGAGAACCGAUGAUGUCAAGAGGGAGCAAGCUGAGAUGAAAACUAAUGGUCUUCCUCAAGAAUCCAGCUACUCUUUCCCCUUUCUCCGUGAAAUCCAGUGUGUCUUUUAUUUUGGGUUCGUUUUUCUUUCUUUGUUUUUUUUUUUAGAAAUGUUUAGGUAAGGUUUAUCUUGAAUCUUAAUUGCCUUAAUUUUAAGGACGUCAAAGGCUCUCAAGGCAAGCUGUCAACGUCUUGGUAGAAGAAAGGAAAAUGGAUUCAAACGUCCACGGCAUCAACUGGUGAAGUUCAACAGACUGAAUUUUUAGGAUGAACAAAAUAUAUAUAUAAAAGCUGUACAGUUUAGCAGAAAACGAUCUUUUUCUUCUUUCGAAGAAAACUUGUUGAUAAAGGAACUGUGGAGACUUCGAGAAUUGAAAAACAUGCAGACUUUUAUGAACUUUCUUAGUGUUGACAGAGAAGAAUCUAGAAAGCUAAAGUGUUUUACAAUAAAAUUAUUGAACUAUUGGGGGGGAAUCAACUUGCAUUUUAAGGAAUGCAGGUUUUUUUCUUGCAGAAUGGAGAUUUUUUUUUAAUUUACAAAGUGUGAUCGCUGGCAAAAGCAUUAGUGCUUUUUAUCUGCAGUCUUUUUUAUGAGCUUUAAAAAGUUUUUAGUCUGCUUAGCUUGUCACAUUGCAAACACCUAGCUUAAAAGCAUUGGGCGGGGGGGGGGGAACUUAAGUAGAUAGGAGCUUAUGGUCAAAAAAGUGCAAAAAAAAGCAAUAGCUAGAAGAAAUUGUUGACAAUUUCUGUAGUCUUUCCUAGUUGUGAUCAAAUGCAGCCUAUGGAUGGCCUAUUUUAUACCAAAGAUGAAAUGACAACCUACCGCAGUCCAGAAGAUAGAGUCGUCCCCCCCCCUUAUUUCUUCAUUUUUUAAAAAAAAAUAUCUUUAUUUGACCUACAUGGCCGGACCAGUUUCUUAACUUUGUGUUUGUUUAAACUACCUUCCACUGGUGUUGUACAUUCUAUAUGCUUAGGCUUCUAAUGGAAAGUUCUGAGUAGUUGGUACUUAGCAAUGCUUAGCGGAAUUUAACAGCAUGAGAAAGAUAUCAGUCGCCAGCUGUUCUUACCCAGGUGCAUUUGAACUUUGCUGAGCUUUUCCAUUGCGUUGUCCGAUUUCUUUUGUACUGAACCUACGGUCUUCCUUCUUCUCAGCAUCUCACAGGUUCGUUUCCUCCUCCUCUUCCUCCUCCCUGGGUCAUCUUCCAGUGCUCAGAACCAGCCAUCUCCAUUUUGCAUUUUGGUGGUCUGUUCAAGUCACUUAGAAGAUGAUUCUAAAAAGUAGAUGAUUGGUGUUUUCGUCUUAACUCUCCCCUGCAAGAGGAAAGAUUAAAAUGGUUAGUUCUCUCAUGCUAGCAUGAAGCUAACAACCACUUUGUACUAACUGGCUUUCUGUUGUCUUAAUAUGUUUGCUGACAAUCACUAAUUAGUUUGAUUAGGCAAAAGACAAUAGCAAGUACGUUGAAUUGGCAAAGAAACCCUAUUUUUAAAUGAUAAAAGAGUUUAUGGAGUCUAUAUAUUGGAGGGCCUAAGAGAAUUAUCUUUCCCCCACCCAAAAAAGGGAAGGGUGUCAUGCAGUGAGAAUUUUAAGACUGGCAGUGAAGAAGGCGCCUUCAAAUUUUACCAGUUCCCUAUAAAGUGUAUGUGGAAAGUUUUAAAAGUAUGCAUUCCAUUCAUUUCCAACUUCCUUGUUCUCUAGUAAGUUUCAACAAGCGGCACAAUCCACUGGGAAUCUCUGCUGUGUAAACACAGUUUAAAAACGAAGGGGAGUUAAGCAUAACAUAAGCCUGAGCAUUCCCAUAGAGGUUGGACAGGUUCCUGGAGAUUACUGCUCCAAUAUUGCCACCACUCUUGAUGAAUGAGGCACCAAAGUAGAAGAUUUCUGUUCUCUAUAGCAGGCAAAAAGAUCUAGCGAAGGAAGCACUUAAACAAAGCCCAAAUGAUUGAAAUGGCCUCCAGUGGCAGCAGCGGUGGGGUGGCUGUUAAAUGAUGAUGGGUUCACCCCAAUGACAGUGGUGUCUUCGAAACAGGGUAACCAUACUGAAAAGUGACAAUAAUAUUAUAUAUAUAUAUAAAUGCUAAAACAGGUUUCCUUUGAAUCGACCAGGUUCAAUGGCCCCAGUUGUGAUGUUAAGGAUGCAACCUAUGAAACACACAAGCCUCAGCGAUAGGAUAGGAAGUUUGUGGGAGGAAUGUCCACGGAGUCCAUGGUUACUUUAAAUGACUUUUUAAAGAAUCAAGUAUUUUUUUAAGAAUGCUAAAAAGUGUUUCCUUAUUUUUAAUGUAAGUAUCUCUUGUUUGGUGGGGAUGGGAUUGGGUUACCCAAACAAAUGGCUGCUAAAUAUGCAACGUUCAAUAUGAAAAACGUAAAAAUUAAAAACAGUGAAACCAUCUAGCCAACCGUUAUAGACAAGGGGGCCUGGCUAUGUGAGAUUCUAAAAGUACAUGUAGUUUUCCAGUUACUACAUAUGGACUAUUCUGACUCAAAGGACCACAGCGCUGGGGUCAUGGGAAGAGUUUCCAUGUUAUGUAAAGAUCUCUAGCUUCUUCCUUUCUUUCACGUGCUUUGCCACUGCUGUUUACUUUCUGUGAUCAUCACUUGAUUAUUUUCUCUUUUUUUCCUUUGGAAAGCGUGCGCCUGUUGGAUGGGACAUGGGAAAAAUAAUCAAGCCAGCCUUAUUUUUCUUCCUUUUAAUGCUGUAUCUUUUUUCCUGUAUGUAUAAAAUAGAGAUUAUUCUUCUGUGGCACAAUUUUGUUGAAUAUGAAAGAAGCACGCGUUAUUGUUUUGUUCUUUUUUUUUAAAAAAAAUUGUUCCUGUACAAAUUCUAGUUUGGUGCAAAGAAAAGUCUCAUUGCUGUUGACAGUGAGGCUGCAAGGUAGCUACCGUGUGGCUGAUGGGAUAUGCUGAAGUACCUUCCCGAUUCUUCUGUUCAGAAAUCUGUUGCUUUAUUUAUACAUUCUCAUUUUGUUUGACUUGGUUCAGCAAAUAGGGUUAAAUCACGGAAGAUUAAGUUGCCAGUGGGGCGGCGGCGGCAGCAAAUAGUCCAUAUCAUCACUUCAGGUGUUUUUAAAAAAGCUGUUUCGAUUGUUUAAUUUCCUUUAGACAUCCUACAUCUUUGUUGUUUGGCAAAAGGAAAAGAAAGAACUAUCCGUUCCUAUAAAUCACCUGACAUUGAUAGAUCCACUUUGAUAAACUGAUCAGCUAACAGCCUGGAAGUAAAUCCAUAAUAUGUUUGGGGCUGCACUGGCAUAAAUGGCCACUGAACACCCCCCUCAAAAAAAAACCCCCCAAGGGUGAGCCUUGAUUCUAAAUUUAGUUUUAUUAACAAUUUGAUUUCCUUCACAUUUAUGAGUCUUCCUGCUUGGUCCGGGGGUGGGUUCAAGAUCUUUGUCCAGUUGCUGCAAGAUGGUAGGAACUUAACAUUUUGACCUUGUGCAGACCCGACUGCGCAAAGUAAUAUAAACGGCAAGUUGGAAAACAAGAUUCUUCUUCCUCUAGAGAACAUUUCCAUGCAUAGUCUUUAUCCAACUCCAACCUAAGAUUUAAAUGAUCCAGAAUUUCCUUUUUUAAAAAAAUAUUGUUAUUGCUCCCCACCCCCCAAGUUAACCAACCUCUCCCUUGGUAACUAAAAUAAAAUCCAGAAUUUCCAUGGAUGACGAGAUGGUGCUUGAAUAUUUACAUUUUGGCCUAGAUAGGUCCAAGUUCAAAAAUCCUUAGAAUUACGUUAUCUGCUUUGCACAACCACAGAAGUUUUAUUUCCCCCAAAAACUAGGUUCCAGAUUUCAAAGCCGUUUUCAGUACAACAUGGUGUGGCUGCUGUUAGAAGAGAUCUGAGUCUUGCUGGACAUGUAAGCUGUCUGAUGCCCCUCAAAGUUUCUUGCAAGUUUGCAACCUCAAUAUACAUAGACUUUGCAUUUCAGAAUGUCCGCAAGGUCUACCCAGACAGUAAUGAUUUUUAUGUGCUCAGUGUUAAAGUUCUUUGUGAGUAUCAGUGACUGUUUCUUGCAGGGAUAUCUAACCCCUUGAUAUCCUAUAGCAAGAAGGAAUUGCGAAACUUUCGCUAUUGAUUAAAUCAUUGCACUGAGCAUUCCCUUACUGCUACAGAAUAUUGGCAAUGUUUACAUAAGGAUUCUCGAUUUCUCAGAAUGAGAGUUGAAGUGAAGGGAUGGAGCUGAAACCCGCUUAUCUAUACUUCGCUCCAGUAAUAGGGAUGUGGGUGGCGCUGUGGUCUAAACCGCUGAGCCUCUUGGGCUUGCCGAUCAGAAGGUUGGUGGUUUGAAUCCCCGCAAUGGAGUGAGCUCCCGUUACUCUGUCUCAGCUUCUGCCAACCUAGCAGUUCGAAAGCACACCAGUGCAAGUAGAUAAAUAGGUACCACUGCGGCGGGAAGGUAAACGGCGUUUCCAUACGCUCUGGUUUCCAUCACAGUGCCCCAUUGCACCAGAAGCGGUUUAGUCCUGUUGGCCACAUGACCCGGAAAGCUGUCUGUGGACAAACGCCAGCUCCCUCGGCCCUGAAGCAAGAUGAGCGCCUCAACCCUAUAGUCACCUUUGAUGGGACUUAACCGUCCAGGGGUCCUUUACCUUUACCUUUUUACCUUGCUCCAGUAAUGUAUUUUGAAGGAAAACAAGUUUCUUUGCGGAUCCCUUCUUUGAGCACCCACCAUCACUUGCAUUGUCACCUGCACAGAUGGGCACUUACACAGACACAUGGAAGUCCCCAUAACUUCAUCUUCUUCCUGAUCUAAUAAUCCUGCACCUUAAAUGUACAGAUUAGGUCACCAAUCAAAAGCAAUGCAGGAGGAGCCCCUCAAAGGCCAAUAUCAGCAUCAGCUGGGUGGAUGAUGGGAUGUUGGCAUGCAAACAACUCGAUUAGGGUUAUCCAGUUGUGAUUCCAUCUUCCACAUGUUGCCAAGGCAACACGGAAUUGCUGAGAAGCAGUUUUUGGAUGACUAGCCACACAACUGUGACGACAUCUGAACUGGGCCUUAAAAGAUAGACUUCGAUCUUGAUGUUAUCUUGCAACAAAUGGUUUGAAGGAUUCUAUGGCUUUUUCAGCAGUUCCAGACCUCAGCUCAGCAAAAGUAUUUUGAUCUGAGCUGAUUUCCUGCCAAUUCAUUUGAAUCCAAGUAUUUGAUUAUGGUGACUAGUUACGGAGCAAAGGGUAAGAUUUUAAAAUGCUGGAAAAGAGACUUUUUAAAAUUACGCAGUUGUCUUAUAAGAUUCUAUUUUUUGAAGGCCCCCUGGUAGCAGCCAAGGAUUUUGGAUUCCUCUGUCAGUGAACCCUGAAAGUGUUCCUGGUUGUGGGUUCAUAGCUGCAUGGCUUGCCAAGAAGCUUAAAGUGUCUCACUGCAGUAGUUCAAAGCAGAACUUUAGAGAUAUUUUGAAGUAAUUCCAUUGUGUUCUGCAAUAUUGGUGUUCACAUCUGAGGAAGAAAAGUGGUGAACAGGCAAACAAGGGAUUUUGCAGUGAGCCUAAGCAUUAAAAAUGCAUUUUACGUUAUCAAAAAUAAGAAGGAAGGAUAUUAUUUAUGUAUGUGUGGCGACCAUACUCAGCAGAUUUGAGAAUGCCUGCAGUGUAAUAAAAGUUUAUUUUUAAUAUGUCACAGUAUUUUGAUCUAAAUUAUGUUGUCUAUGGUAUUAAAGAAAUGAUGUGAAAUAUGUAGAAAGUUGCCUUGGUUCAUGAUUUUAAGCCUGAAGGUGGCUUAUCAGCCACCAUCCCUAUCAUUUUAAUGCUGAGACUGACAUGAGCGAAACAGGUUUAAGUAUAGUCUCUGGGACUAUUACCUGUAUAGUAAAAGUCAUGUGAAAAGUGUGAUUAUGGGCUUAACAUAAUGAAUCAAUCCACAUGGUGAUGAGACCAAAUAUGGAAUUUGAAGAUAGUUGUGUUUGAGUCAUACAUGGCCAACAUUUCAUUUCAAGGCUUUAUUUAACAUGAAAUUGGUUCUGAUGUACAAAGGUAUAAAGGAUUUUCAAGUCCUCAGCGUUAGACCAAGGAUAUUCUAGCGGUGUGAUGACAUUGCAAAGGGAAAAAAAGCACGCUGCAUGUUUCAGAGAACCUCUCCUUUUUUUAAAAAAAACACUAUCUUGUUCCUCUACAGCGGUGGGUGAGUUACUUCAUUUUGAAUAAAGCAUAAGCAUAAUCAUGCAUGUAAGCACCCAUGUGCGUACUUGGCAAGGAAGGUCAGUGACUGAUCAGAUCUUUCUAGUCCUUGUUGAGCAGUUUCAGGAAUCAUGAAACAUCAGAAGAAAGGUUAUUUCUCUUAGGAGGGAAAAAAAACCCUUCUUCUACUGUCAUAUCACCUAAAGUGGAUUCCAAUCUCAAAUUCCUCUUCAUACCUCAGACUACAGAAAAGAAACAGUAUUUUCACUUUUACUGACAUGUUCUUUGUUAAAAAAAAAUAAAUGGAAAUGUUUGACAAAUGCUGUAAAGUGAAUGUCGGGUUUGCUUCUGUGGGGAUUAAAAUUCUUGUGUUUACAUAAAUGGGUUUAUAUUUUGACAGCUAUUACACUUGAGGUUCUUCCAUCCUAAUAACUGUUUGUUAGGAGCUGUGAAUGAUCUGCUAUUAGUCCCGAAUUAUUACUACAUUCUGAUGCUGAAAGAUUUUUUUACUGAAAACAAAAUCUGGGGGAGGGAAGGGUUUUGUUCUAGAUUAUAAUUGUGUUUUCUAACUUGAUUUUGUUUUGUUUUUGAUUUUUACUUUGGAAAGAAGUUUUGUGCAUCUAAAAGGUUUGGGUCAAUAGGUUUUUAAAAGCUGAAAAAUUGCAUGGGCCAGUUCAUCAAACUUGGUUGAAUUGGUUGAAACAUGUAGGUUGACUGUUCAUGCUGUGCCUUUGCAGUUGGGGAAAUAGAAAUUUUAGUGCUUCACUGUGAAGUUAUAAAGCAUAUGAGGUGCUGCCCUUAGAUGUUUUUACAUCUGAAAAGUCAAAAUGACCCCUUUGAUAUCCUAAUUGAUACCCUGGUUGAAUAUUGAAAUGAAGGGAAGCCACACUGAUUGUAUCUCCUUGUGGCAAGCAAAUCAAAUGUCCCAAUCACAAGCAGAAAACCAAUUAAUACAAGCUGAAAUAAAAAAAAUAUCACCAUGUGUUGGGUAGUUGUAUCCAACCUUCAUUCAUCCCUAACCUGACCAACAAUCUUUACAAGAAGCACUCAGGUGAAUAUUUGGACAAAGACACAUCAUGGGCCUAGUCUAUCUACAGUGCAAAAAAUAAUAAUAAUGUUUUGUUCAUUGGUCUUACAAAAACACAAUGCUACUAAUUGGAGAUUGCAAAUUUUAGAUUGGCAAAACUAGGCUGGCCUAAAUGGUCAUGCUAAGAACAAGCUCUUCUUCCCCUCAUUGAUAUACACCUCAAGGAAGUAAGUUUCUUGUAAUAAAACCGGAAGUGUCAAUAUUUCAUACAGCAAACUUUAAACUGUUUCCCGCCCCCCCUCUGUUUCAAAUGAAAAGGCUCCCGUCUGGUUAAAAUGAAAUCGAAUCAAGGAACCAGGGCUGUGAAACAAGAUUAAAUUCCUACCCAGUAAAUGGAAAACACCCUUUUUUUCAGGCCUCCCAGUUCCCAAAGCGCAGCCCAAAAGAACUCUGAAAGGAAUUAAGAUAACGAUUCUGACUUGUAAGGGCAUCUUUGUGCUAAUGUUUCAAAAUGUCAUGAAAAGUUCUGUAUUGCUGAGGGGAGGGUUUCCCCCUCAUUCUUUUUUUUUAUUAUUUCUGUUUGUACCACAAUCCUAAUAGCUGCCAUUUUCCCACUCCUGGGGCUUUCUGUAGAUCAGUGGAUGUUAGGUUUAAACCUCUCUUUUCUUUGAUGAAGCUUUCAAUAAAAAAACAAAACUAAAGAAAA